AUGUCGUGCCAGCUCUGGGGGUGGACUCUGCCCUGGGCAGCGCUCCUGCUUCUCCUGGGUCCCCACGCCCUGUCUUACAAUUGGCACCUGCAUGAUGGAAGUGACUGUGAUGAGGGCUAUGUUAUAAAAUAUUACUUCCCCGCCACCGUGGAGUACGCCUUGCAUGUGUUCAAUGAGAAGAGCAGAGACGUGAACGCCUACAGGCUGGUGCAUGUUCUCAAUUCCUGGCGGGAACAGAUUGGCUAUGUGUUGGCUUUCUCCAUGGAGCUGCUGCUUCGCAGAACCACGUGUGGAAAGUUGGAAGAGGACAUUGACAACUGCCCCUUUCAAGAAACUGCAGACCUGAACAAUACCUUCACCUGCUUCUUCACUGUCAGCACCGAGCCCUGGGAAGGGACCUUUGAACUGCUGCACAAGAAGUGCUUGGUGGGGUUCCACUGA
Messenger RNA from Condylura cristata (star-nosed mole), 441 nucleotides. Its product is annotated as cystatin-9-like. The transcript has 3 exons. Gene Ontology annotation, biological process: antimicrobial humoral response. The record is from RefSeq and is a predicted model, not a curated record. Bases 1 to 441 code for a protein of 146 amino acids. Gene Ontology annotation, molecular function: cysteine-type endopeptidase inhibitor activity. NCBI's taxonomy places the organism in Eukaryota, Metazoa, Chordata, Mammalia, Eulipotyphla, Talpidae.